AGGCAUUUCGACUUUCCCUCCAAAACUACAUUGUAAUCUUCACUCUCCAACAACGAAGAAAACCUACUAAUUCGCAUUUUAGCUGUUGUUAUUUGUGCUUUCUUCAAUUCCUCAAACUAAACAGAAAGAGCAAAGCUAAAACCCUUGAUUUCAAUUUUGAUGUAUUUUAUCUCAAUUUGGUUUCCUUUUCUUCGAAUCUGAGUAUCAGUAGUAACAUCUGAGAGUUACAAUGGGAGAUCCAAAUAAAUGGACUGUAACCUAUACAAAACACAUCAAACAAAAGAGGAAAGUUUAUCAAGACGGAACUCUAGGAGUUCACGGAAACAAGGUUUUGCUUUAUGAUGAUAUGGGUAGUGUUAUAAGUAGUAGGUUUCUGAAAAAAGAGGAAGUAAUCAAUUGCGGUCAAACAUUAUUAUUUGAUGGUUAUCUUGUUGAUAUUGGGGAUUCUGAAAGGAAUCACGAAGCUCACAAAGAUUUCACUACUCAAGCAAAAGGGAUAAAAAAAGUUGAUGUAGGAAAUACUGGAGCAUCACUUGAUUAUCGUAACGUGUUAAAGAACAUGAAAAAAGAGGACAAGCGGAGUGGAGCAUACAAAUUCCGAACACCGCUAAUUAGCUUAAAAGCAGCAAAGCUUAAUGACGGAGGGAGCAUUCAGGAUAAGCCACAAAACUUUGAAGCAACAACAAGUUGUUCAAAUCCUGCACAGUCCGCUGUCAGAGAAUGGCAUGCCUUGUACACUACACAACUAACUCAGAAGUCCAAGAAGUAUCACGAUGGCACAAUACAACUCGAAACCUCUGGCUCGCAGGUUCUUCUGUAUGACUCUAGAAAGAUGCUCUUGGACAGCAAGUUCUUGAAAAAGGGUGAAGUGGUCAGAUCUGGUGAAACUAUGCUUUUUGAUGGUCAUCUUGUUGAAGUUGGAGAUCCUGAAGGUAGUUCUCUUAGUAGGACUGCAGGAGCACUUAAGCGUGCAGACAUUGCACAUGGGGCAGGGCUGGUGAAAGCAUCUCGAGCAAGGACGGGGUUGGAGCAUGAUCUGAAGCCUAAUUAUGGAACUUCUUGUGUGAAUAAAGAUAGUGAACUGGUAAACCUUGAAGCACAGGAAGAGAAAAUUAGAGAAUGGCAUGCUAUGUUCACUACACAAGUUACUCAGAAGGCCAGAAAGUAUCAUGACGGGUUCUUACAACUCUCAAUUUGUGUUUCCCAGAGGAAGCAGGUAAUUUUACUGGACGAAGAAGGAACAAUCCUGAGCAAGAAGUAUUUAAAUUCAUCCGAAGUUGUAAAAACUGGAUUGACUCUUGCAGUAGCAAAUUAUCUGGUGGAGAUUGGUGACCCAAAAAUUCCUAAAGGAGGAGAAGAAAUCAGUUUGGAUUCUUCUCUAGAGCGUGCAAAUUUAGGAGCACAUCCUGGCAGAUUUACUGUUGGCAAGAUCAAGCCAAAUCCAGAUGAUACUAGAAAAAGAACAGCACAUCAUGCACUCGUCGAGGAAAACUCUUCUUCUGCGACACAUGCAUAUUCCAGCAGAUCUAACAUUGGCAUUCCUGGCGACGGUAUUAAUUUAUCAAGACAUACUGGAGGAGCGAAUGGUGAUCCUUCUGGGAAGCGUGUAGGGCAAUAUUCUAACAGACUUGAUGUUGAAACAAUAAAGCUCGACGCAAGUAGUGCUACAAAUAAUUCAAUGCGCCAUGGAGGACCUAAGGAUGACACUUCUUCUGGAGAGCAUGUACUGGCACUCUCCAGCAGCUUUAGUGUUGACAAGAUGAAGUUCAGGAACAUUGCAACUAUAAAUAAACCUAUGCGUGAUGUGGGCCAGAUAUUAUUUACUCUUAAGAAGCCUAUGGCCUCGGAUAAUCUUGCUCCUGCCACAAAGCCUUCAGUAGAGCAAAUGUUUUCUUCAGAAUCUGCAGACUCGCUUCAUUUUGGUUCUGGGGAAAAGUUAACUGGGCUUAACCAGCACGAACUAAAAUGUGCUAGUGACACUGACGCUAUCGAAGACAACCAUGGAAAUAUAAGUAGAUAUAUGAAGAAUUUAAUGGGUUGCUAUAGAAGUGGGAUAUCCCAAUCCAGGGUUCCUCAGCAUCUCCAUACUUUGACCGUUGAUGCAGUUAAUCGCGAUCAUAGCAAUUUCGUAGAAUCUAGUGCUGCUAACAUGCCGGAAUUUGAUCCGUGUAACCCAGAUAAAAGAACAGUAAAUUCACAGGGCUUGGCUGCAGAAUCUCUAGACUCAAAAGGGGUUGACUUGGGUUUUUCUGAAAAAAGUAUGUUGAGCCCAUAUUCCCCAAUUGCUCCUCAUCAGGUGUCAGAUGUUGUGGUGGAUUUAACUGAAGAAGGACAAGCACAUAAUACAUCUAUGGGCUAUGCUGGAUUAAGUGGAGAUGGCAAACUUAGGGAAUCCCAUGUCUUUAGAAGUUUAGAAGGAUCUCGUGACAAAGAAAUCAAAAGUGCUGAACAUGUGAAGAAUCCAAACCAGCAUUCUGCAGACAAAUUGGGAACUGACACAGUUGAUGCAGCUCUGGACAGCCCUAAUGAUGCUUACAACGAGGCCCCCGAGAUUCUUAAAAAGAUUAUAGAAGAAAGAUUGGGCAUUGAUGAAUUCCCAAGUUUUGAUUUGGGGUUUUAAAAAGACGACAUACAGUUAUGAGUACAAACAAUUCGUACAUAAAGGUGAUGUUCUUGUAGGAAGAUCGAGUAAUAGAACUGAUAUCACACUAGUGAAGUGUGGCCUUGAUUAUAAGGUGGCCAAUAGUGAAUCAAAAAUUUUAAAUGUGCGAUGUAGUACACUAGUACUUAAAGUUCUGUGUAUAUGUACAGACUACAGAGUACAGUCAUCGGAAAUGUUUCCCUAUAAAUUUCCUGAUUUUUUUUUUUUUGUUAAG
Molecule: messenger RNA, 2876 nt
Organism: Papaver somniferum (opium poppy)
Lineage: Eukaryota; Viridiplantae; Streptophyta; Magnoliopsida; Ranunculales; Papaveraceae
Exons: 19
Coding region: 230-2620 (796 amino acids)
Biological process (GO): double-strand break repair
Cellular component (GO): site of double-strand break; nucleus
Source: RefSeq, a predicted model, not a curated record